AUGUAUUUGAUAAAACGAGUGAAGUUCACAACAGUAGGCCACUUCGGGCGAGUGGUGAUGUGGGCUUGGUAUAUAAACUCGGAGAAAUGCUCUCUCCACAUCCACUCAGUCCUGAGCUUUCGAGUCUGUCACAUCAUGGCCACCAAAUUGUUCGUAGCCUUGGCAUGCUUCGCCCUUUGCAAUGCCAAUCCCACAUUUUCAAAUGGUUACAUCUUCCGCAACGGACGUGGCUACUCAGUCGGUCAAGGUUACACGACCAAUCCUGACGGCCAAGUGGUAGGCUCUGCGACUAGCGAUGGAGGCGUUCUUCAAGCCUACGGAAGCGCAUCUACUGAUAAUCAGAAUCAGUUAGGAAGGAACGCCUAUGGCGAACCCUACCCCGGACAAGCUGUAGCUAAGGCGGAAGUAUACGAUGGACCAGAAGCUCGCUCGUAUGAAGAAGCUAAAGCGAUAGCUGAGGCACGAAACACACCAACCUACUACACCGUGGCUGAUCCAACGGUCGUCUCUUACCAACAAGUCUUUGAAACCCCUGCUGAAAUAGUAUAUGAAUAUCCUGGAAACGCUGCCCCAUCAUCUGCUAUUACUGUCGCGAAAACACAAGGAUAUGGCUCAGCUUCUUCAACUUCUCAGAAUGAUCUCGGUUUGACAUCUGCUGCAUCUCAAACAAACGGUGGUUAUGCCAGUUCAGCGGCCAACAAUGCUCUGAAUUCAGCAGUUGUGUCAACUAACUCUCAAGGCAUCGCCUCAUCUAAGGCUAACAUCAACAGCCUCCCAGGCUUUGUCGUUAGCUCUGCUAGAGCCAAUGAACUGGAAAGACAAGGCUGGCGAUUCGGCACUGCUUACAAUCUUCCCAUUCCCGGACAAGCUCAAGUUUACAGCCAAGCCAACGGAGGUUCCGCCAAGUCAACCGCUCACACUGACGGCGUCGUGACUACCGCUGAUGCACAAGGCUAUGGGUCCUCUAAUGCCAACGCUAACUUAAACAGUGGAUACGUCAACUCAGCAGCUAACUCCAAUGGCCUUGGUUACGGUGCUUUCAGAUACAGCGCGGGUAAUCAACUUGGUUCUGCGCAGUCAACCAUUAACAAUGGCUUAGGUAACAUAAAAUCUUAUGCCAAUUCCAAUGGAUUUGGAAACGCCAACUCUCAUGCUGAUAUCAACGAACAGGGCUCUCUUUCGUCGGUAUCAAACUCCAAUGGUCAUGGAGCCGCUAUCGCCAGCGCAAAUUCUGCGCCAAGUUAUGCUGUGUUCAGAACUGACGGAUUCCCAUACGCCUACAGCGCAGGACCAAGCGUCAUAACUCAAACGUCUGGCCAAGGAUCGGCUUCGGCUAGGUCUCAGGGACUUAACUCUGGAUACAGGGUGAUCAACUCUGCUGCCAACUCCUAUGGAUACGGAGCCGCACAGGCCAAUGCUAGCGCAUAA
Maniola jurtina (meadow brown) is the source of this 1428-nucleotide messenger RNA. RefSeq names its product cell wall protein IFF6-like. The record is from RefSeq and is a predicted model, not a curated record. Bases 1 to 1428 code for a protein of 475 amino acids. The transcript has 3 exons. NCBI's taxonomy places the organism in Eukaryota, Metazoa, Arthropoda, Insecta, Lepidoptera, Nymphalidae.